Adineta ricciae is the source of this 1161-nucleotide messenger RNA. NCBI's taxonomy places the organism in Eukaryota, Metazoa, Rotifera, Eurotatoria, Adinetida, Adinetidae. The record is from the annotation of a GenBank genome assembly.
AUGUUCGGCGACGGACGAGAAUCUAUACGUUCGCCAACAACAUCAAGAAAUGGUCCAAUGUCAAGGACAACAGAUCGUUCGUAUCAGCAACGCUCGUCGAUAACUGAAGACACUGAACGCGAUGACAAUGAGUAUGAAGAACCAUCCAACGAUCUUGAUGAACAACCGUCGAAAAUCGAUCGUCCGCCACCUCCACCGCAAGAGCAAUAUAUAUCAGCACUCAGGUAUCGUUUUCCGAAUCGACCCAAAACUGACUACGCCUAUUCGAAACCUAUAGCUCCUGCAAAUGUACCAGCUUCACCACUUCCACCACCUGCUCCCGCACAAUCAACAUCGCAAUCGGGAACAUCAGGAACUACUGGCAAUGCUGGAGCACAAAGUAGUGGACCAUAUCAAACAACUGCAAGACCAUCAAUUGGUGGUACUGGUAGCUUGGAUAUUGGCAGCGACCGAACUUUUCCCAAACCAGCACUACGUCGUGUCACACCAGAUCAACAAAAUACGUAUGCAAGACGUCUGUCAGUAGAUGCAAACGCAGCCGCUUCCUCUAUCAAAACACCAGGCACAGGUCCAACUGUUCGAAUCAAUGAAGGAGAUAACGUUGCCAAUCGAACAACAUCCUCGCGAUUUCCUGCACAAUCAAAUAUAACCCAAGGGCAAGAAAGUAUAUUUGAAAAAGUUGCUUCUCACGGUGGACCUGUUUCUUAUCUGGGCACUGGUACCUUUUCUCAAUUCGAACAUUGUUUACGCGAGUGUCUGGAACGUGAACGACGUCAAACAGGUAUUAUCAGUCAAAUCACGCGACAAGAUAUUCCAUCAUCUAUCAAUGUCAACGAAUAUCCCUAUGAUCCAUGUAUAUCAACAUCAUCAUCUGCAACUCGUCCUGUUCUUCAUUCUACUAGUAGUCAGUAUUGUCCCGAUUAUCCUUCCCGAGCUUGUGGAACGUUCACACUCGAUGAUAUCCGUCAUAUUAAUGUUGCUCUGUCUCGAAGUGGCAUAUCGCUAUAUCCAUACCAGCAACCUUUCUGCCGUGAAUCAGAUCCCUGUGUAACAUCGAUACCAUGUGCCUAUCCAAAUUUACCGCCGCGAACCGGCGACGUCGUAUCAGCUUGUCGAGUUGUUGAAGAGGAUCCAGCUUUAUUGUAUAAUAAACGUGGAUAG